Messenger RNA from Coffea arabica (coffee), 2072 nucleotides. The record is from RefSeq and is a predicted model, not a curated record. Lineage: Eukaryota; Viridiplantae; Streptophyta; Magnoliopsida; Gentianales; Rubiaceae.
GAAUGUAUUGAUCAUUGUAGAGGAAUAAUCCAUUGAAAAAUAUGGCAAAUUGCAAGGCAAUUUUUUUGCCAAUCUAUGCAAUUGCGGUUAUAGGAGCAUCCCUGUAUUGUCUUUUCAUAUUCUCUGAUGUUUAUAGCUCCUCUUCCUCCUCUUUUUCCCUCUUGUCCAGUAGUCCAGGCCAAAGCCAGGCAUCCAAUUCAUCUCAUAGGACUAAUAGUGGGAAUCCUUCACUGGCUCCCAUUUCCAGGAUGGAAAACAAAUUAGUCAAACCUAUCUGGGCGGUCCCUCCGGCUGGCUCUCAGAAGAUGCCUCCUCGUAAGGCCUUCAAAUUGAGCAAGAAGUUGGUUCAACAAAGAGUGAAGGAUAACAUUAUAAUAGUUACCUUUGGUAACUAUGCUUUCAUGGAUUUCAUCUUAAACUGGGUAAAGCACCUGACAGAAUUGAGUAUCGAAAAUCUUCUUGUUGGUGCCAUGGACACAAAACUGCUGGAGGCUCUUUAUUGGAAAGGAGUACCAGUUUUUGAUAUGGGUAGACAAAUGAGCACAAUAGAUGUUGGCUGGGGCUCACCAGACUUUCAGAAGAUGCAAAGGGAGAAAGCUAUUUUGAUAGAUGCUUUCCUCCCUUUUGGUUUUGAGCUGUUGUUGUGUGAUUCAGAUACGGUUUGGUUGAAGAAUCCCCUACCAUAUCUAGCACGUUUCCCUGAUGCAGACAUAUUGACAUCCACAGAUCAACUUAUACCAACAGUCGUGGAUGACAGUUUGGACUUCUGUGAGCAAAUUCAGUUUGCAUAUAAUGUAGGUUUAUUUCAUUGGCGGCCGUCAAAUUCCUCAAAAAAAUUUGUAAAAGAAUGGAUAAAACUGAUUCUAGCGGAUGAAGGGUUAUGGGAUCAACAGGGUUUCAAUGACAUUAUUCGCCGGCAACUUGGCCCAUCUGUUGAUCAAGAUAGUAAACUUACUUAUGCUUAUGAUGGAGAGCUGAAGUUGGGUUGUCUCCCAGUAAGCAUUUUUGGUGGUGGGCAUACUUUUUUCGUCCAAAAGAUGUAUCAACAUCUUGGACUCGACCCUUAUGCAGCGCAUGCAACAUUCCAGACUAGUACUGAAGCAAAGCGUCACAGAUUCCGAGAAGCAAAUCUUUUGUUCGAUCCACCAAGUUACUAUGAUGUCCCUGGAGGGUUCUUGACGUUUAAACCUUCUAUACCCAAGAAUUUGUUACUGAAUGGAGAGCAUAAUAUUCAAUCACACUUUUCUCUUGUUAAUUACCAAAUAAAACAAAUUAGAACUGCAUUUGCUGUUGCUUCAUUGCUUAAUCGUACAUUGGUAAUGCCUCGCUUAUGGUGCCGGAUGGAUAGUGUUUUUUUUGCACAUCCUAGAGAUUUGACAGGCAGUAUUAUGAGACAACCUUUUAUCUGUCCUUUGGAUUAUGUAUUUCAGGUUAACAUCAUGGUGAAAGAAUUGCCAGAAAACAAAUUCGGACCUUCGAUCAGAUUUAGGGAGCAUUCUUUAUUUGACAAUCCAUCCAUGCCCCAGAAGGUGAAAGAUUCAUGGCUUGAUGUAGAUCUUUGUCAAGAGGGGUCACAAGGCUGUCAAGUUUCAUCAAACACUACAAGAAGUCAAACAGGAGUCCUCAAAUUUCCCAAAAAUAGCUCUGAACAAACAUACACGACCGUAUUCUCAUCCUUCAAAACUGUCAAAGUCAUUCAGUUUUCAUCAAUGCGAGAUGCCUUCGCAGGUUUCGCUGACAAGCUCAAGGAAGAAAAGUUCAGGAGCCGCAUGAAGGCAUAUAUGGGUAGAUGGUGUUGCGUGGAAGAUCACGAUCCACCCCACAUAUACUAUGACAUCUACUGGGACGAAAAGCCUGAUUGGAAACCUGAACCACCUCAGACCCCUGAAGAUGACCAUCCACCUUCUUAAGGCUCUUACUCUUGUCUGUGAUGAUGUUGCUCAAUGUGUAUAAUGCUAGAGAUGUCUUAAUACCUAAAGUCAAAUAAUGUUGUUACUUGUUAAUUUUGCCCUUGGAUUAAGUACUUUUAGCAUUCUUUCCAUAAUUGGUAACAGAUAUUCAUAUUGUCUAGG